UUUGUCGUCCUUCUUCCCGUAGGUUUCGGUCAACCGCUACACCUGCUACCCGUUUCUCCUAUUUAUCCACCUACAAGUACACACAACAUGGAUGAUUUUGACAUGCUGAACGCACCCGCCGCUGGAAACGGUGUCGGCUCGGAGGAGGACCCUGCUGCCGCGUUCUUGGCCCAGCAGGAGAGCGAAAUCGCGGGGAUUGAAAACGACGAAGGCUUCAGCAUCCUGGACAGCGGAGACGUCCCCUCGUCGCUGGGAGAAUCUAACGAUGGUGCUGUCAACGGAGAGCUUCAUGGGGAAAGCAACGGUCCAUCAGAUGCUUAUGCAGCAAUUUCCAAUGCAGACCGGCUGCAGGCCGAACCUGAAAGCUUACGCAAGUGGAGGGAGGAGCAAAGAGAAAGGCUGGAAGUGCUAGACGCCAACUCUCGCAAGCAGGAGUCAGAGUGGAAGGACAAGGCCAAGGUGGAGCUGGAGGAGUGGCAUGCCAGGCAGAAUGAGCAGCUGGAAAAAACCAAAACCAAUAACAGGGCGGCUGAGGAGGCCAUGAUUUCAGAUCUGGAUGAGAACAACCCCGGCACGGAGUGGGAGCGGGUGGCUCGGCUCUGCGACUUCAACCCCAAGUCCAGCAAGCAGGCCAAAGACGUGUCCCGCAUGCGCUCCGUCCUCAUCUCCCUGAAGCAGUCCCCGCUCGUCCGCUAGGCAGCCCGAGGCUGGGCGUCAUUCUGGAUCAUCCUCAAUCACCACACACCAACCAACCCAACUACCGAUGUCCCACCAUCUGUAUUAUAAAGACAAGGGGGCUUGCACCUCAUCUUUCCAUAUCUGUUUGCCAUACACAGCCCUGUUUUCUUUUCCCCAGUGGAAGGAUAUAGCCAGUGGUCCCAUCCCCAUCUGUCUCUUCCUUGCAGGGCUGUAGAGAUUAGCUUUGAAGCACCAGCUCACCAUUUUCCCAAAAGGUUUUUACCCAAGUGCACCUCUUCCACAGACCAGUCAGGACCUUGUAAUUCCUCUUCCUUGUUGUUUAAAGAGAUCAUCAUCUCAUGGUCUGUGGACUUGUGUAACACUUAUGUAAGGGUGGUGAGUUGGGACACUAAAAGGGAAGGGUUGAUGUUUGUUUGGGCCUACAGCUACACUACAGCCUGCUUCUCAUGGCCCCCAAACAAUAUCAUUCCCAUGAUGCUGUACUCUAACUCUUAACCUGUCAAUCUUAUGAAUCCUUUCAUUGACUUACGAGGGUUGAUCGAUGUUAAAUGGAUUUAAUCACCUUUUGCCCUCUUAACACAUCACCUCAUGUCCCAUCCUCACAAAAAAAAAAAUUCUGAUUUUUCUUUUUGUUGUUUUGUUUUGGGUUUUUUUUUUGUUUGUUUUUUUAAGGACCAAACAACAAAAUUCCAAAUUCAGUGUGUGUGUCCUUUGAACUGUGUGUUUAGAAUCUGCUUGUGGCAUGUUGUGUUAAAUUUUCCAAUCUAUGCAUUUCCUUUUGAAAAGCCUCUCCCCUCUCCAGUCAGGAACUGAACAAAGUCCGGUCAUUACAAUAAAUGUGACCCGUUUGUAUGUGUGUUUAAACCUCAGCAGUGUGUGUGUGUGUAUGUACUCUAUGUGUGUACCUUUGUACAUAUACAGAAGGCAGUAUAUAUACAUUAUAUAAAACAUUUACGUCACUGAAAUUAGACAGUUGUGGUUUUAAAGAGAACUAGAUAUCAGCCAGCUGUUGCUUGACCAUGCGUGUUCAUUGACCAUUUGAUUUCAAUAUCAGUAAAACGUGAAUGAAA
Messenger RNA from Toxotes jaculatrix (banded archerfish), 1769 nucleotides. It is a transcript of the gene clta, whose product is annotated as clathrin, light chain A. Gene Ontology annotation, biological process: intracellular protein transport; clathrin-dependent endocytosis; clathrin coat assembly. The coding region runs from base 88 to 696 and encodes 202 amino acids. The record is from RefSeq and is a predicted model, not a curated record. Gene Ontology annotation, cellular component: clathrin coat of coated pit; plasma membrane; synaptic vesicle membrane. NCBI's taxonomy places the organism in Eukaryota, Metazoa, Chordata, Actinopteri, Toxotidae. Gene Ontology annotation, molecular function: clathrin heavy chain binding; structural molecule activity. The transcript is spliced from 5 exons.